Messenger RNA from Fomitopsis serialis, 1037 nucleotides. RefSeq lists its product as uncharacterized. The transcript is spliced from 8 exons. NCBI's taxonomy places the organism in Eukaryota, Fungi, Basidiomycota, Agaricomycetes, Polyporales, Fomitopsidaceae. The record is from RefSeq and is a predicted model, not a curated record. The coding region runs from base 202 to 993 and encodes 263 amino acids.
UAGUCAACAACUAUCCGGCGCAGUACGAGCCUUUCGACUUCUUCGCUGCGCGUCGCGUUCUGCUUAGCGUUCGCGUAAGGUGGCCGUGCGACCAUCGCGAUUGUGCGACCAUGCCGGUACGGACAUGGCCGGCAGAAAUAUGCAUGUGUAUAGAACCCUCCAACAACAGGGGCAAAAGCACGCAAUCAGGUGUCGUAAAGAAUGAACGGUGCGUCAAUGGGACGUAAGAAUCUUUGGAAAAUGGCUGCGCUAAUCUGGUUCUCCGUGAAAAGAAUCCGGGGCGAUAUCAGAGGCAAAUCGCGUCUCGAUUUUCUGGCGGCAGCGGCGGACUUGGGUCUCGAAAGAUGCCGGCAUGUCAAUUGCCGAAGAGCCUCCCUGCUGUCGAACUCGAGGCUGCGUACAUGCUCUGCGCCGCCUUCCAAUUUGAUUCUGGAGAUGAGAGAUGUGUUUGAGGCUGCAGCAACAACUUCGGACGGCAUGGCGAACAACUGCGGCCAUUCAAUGUAUUGCGGCUCUGCACGGUGUGCAUCACAGGCGAUUGCCUUUUUUGCCUAUUCGUACAGAUAUUCAAAUGUCUCUUCGCAUGCCGCGCCCAAAACGACGGCUAUAGCCGGAUCCACGGAUGCGAAUUACGGCGCAGAAGAGCAAAGAGAUUCAGCCUCGUGGCUGCCUCACGCAGCUCUAGAAGAUGCACUUACGACACUCCACCGUAACCUGUCGAGUACAAGAUGUCCGCCGGAAAUGACGAUUUCGCAGAACGAGAAAGCGACGACUCGACACCCAUCAACAUACAGUUCUAGUCACCGUGAUCAGAUGCCGAAAGUCCUGGCGUUGAGCUCUACACCUUCGCCUCGCCAUCAUCCGUAUUCUCGGAGCGUGCGCCGUGCGUGGAGACGCAGGAUGCGACUGCGCGAGGCGUUGUCCCUAUACCCAUCGUGGUUAGUUGAAAUUCUGCACAUACUCAGCGGUCCAGACAACUGGCCUGAGACGUAGGACUCGAGUCUCGCACUAUCGCCUCCGCUUUGGCACGGGCUCUG